This is a messenger RNA of Leishmania major strain Friedlin, 1290 nucleotides long. RefSeq lists its product as hypothetical. The record is from RefSeq and is a predicted model, not a curated record. The transcript has a single exon. Lineage: Eukaryota; Euglenozoa; Kinetoplastea; Trypanosomatida; Trypanosomatidae. Gene Ontology annotation, molecular function: protein binding. The coding region runs from base 1 to 1290 and encodes 429 amino acids.
AUGCAGAUUCCGUGGCGGCAGAUCUCGAGGCAGCAGCUCGACAGCAUCUGCGGCACUCUGCUGGAUCGCGAGUCCGACACCCCUAUCCACACCAUCGACCUCAUGGAUAACCAACUGGGGCCUACGGGGGCGGUGAAGAUUGCCUCCUGCCUCGAAUCCUCACCGGUGACGGAGGUGUUUAUCUGCUACAACGACAUCGGCAAGGAGGGGUGCGACGGGCUGGCUGGGGUGGUGAACCUGUCACACAGCUUGCAGGUUCUCGAUAUCCGGGGUAAUCAGCUAUCCGCGAGCGACGUGCAUCGCCUGCUGCGCUCCGUCUCCAUGUCCACGGCGCUCAAGCGGCUUGGAUUGGCAUCGAACAGGCUAGGCCCUGAGGGGGCGGCGCUCACCGCGAAAGCUCUGGAGCGCAACACGUACCUGUCGUCGCUGGACCUCUCCGUAAACGAGCUAGGCCCGAGUGGCGCGGAGUGGCUUGCCGGCAUCCUACGCAAUUCUGUACUGGCACUGCGGGUUCUGCAGCUGCAUGGCAACUAUCUUGGUCCAACUGGCGUGAUGGCCAUCUGUGAUGCCGUGAAGACGAACAAGGAGCUCAGGCGGUUGACACUGGGGAACAACCACGCCACGGACGAGGCCGCCGGCGCCGUUGCUGCGAUGCUCGAGGCCAAUGACACCCUCGAGGAACUCGACAUUUGCCUGAACACGCUCACGGCAAACGGUGUAAGGACGAUUGCGCGGCAGGGUCUUGCCAAGAACACUUCCCUCGCUGUGCUGUCGCUCUCCGGAAACGAGGUUGGCCCGGUAGGAGCGAACGAGCUGACGCAGGUUCUCACCUCCCACCAGCGCAGCGUUCUGAAGCAGUUGGACUUGAGCUCAUGUGGGCUGACCGCUAGCGGCGGCGCGCGCGUUGCUAGCUUGCUCAGCACGUCCAUGUCCCUUAAGGAAAUCAACCUUAGCGACAACGCCCUCGACGACGAGGCCGCGGUGCGCCUCGCACAGAACAUCACGGAUGGCAUCACAAUUUCCGUCGUCGAUGUCUCCUGCAACAAGAUCGGCGAGGAGGGUGCCUCGCAGCUCAUCGAUGCAGCGGUGCGGAAUGCGCAGCUUGUGGCACUGGUGACGAACGGCAACAACAUCUCACGCGUUGCCCAGAAGAGGCUGGACAACUUGCUGGAGGAGCGACUGGCCAAUAACCGCGUAGCAGGUCCGCAGACGGCGCUCUACCAACAACAACAACGUCCCUAUCAGCAGCACACUGCCUUGUCUGCCGCUGCACCGACGGCCGCCGCAUGA